AUGCAAAUGGGACCUCCGCCACCAUUUUUUAUGGGAAAUCCAGAAAUGCCACCAACUGGUCCGAUGGGAUUUGAUCCAACAUAUCAAGGUGGCCAACCUAUGCGUAGAAUGAUGCGUCCUACAGGAAUGCCGGGAGGGAUGCCCGGUAUGGCAACACGUAUGCCACCAACAAUGCCUGGUGGUAUGCCUGGUGGGAUGCCCGGAAUGCCACGAGGGAUGCCCGGAAUGCCUGCGGGAAUGGUUGGCCGUGGACGUGGGAUUGCAAUGGACGAAAGAUCCGAUUUCCAUGAUUGGGAACAUUCACCACCCCCAGACGCACCGUAUUCUCAUAGGAUGCGACCAUCUUUCCGACCUAACGCACCGCCUACGGGGCCUGCCGAGCAGUCACAUCAUCGUAAUCUUGUUUCAUCUGUUGAUAGCCCUAGUUCUGAUCGUGGCGAAGAAGAAAAUAGGA
Molecule: messenger RNA, 454 nt
Organism: Racocetra fulgida
Lineage: Eukaryota; Fungi; Glomeromycota; Glomeromycetes; Diversisporales; Gigasporaceae
Source: the annotation of a GenBank genome assembly